Molecule: messenger RNA, 336 nt
Organism: Cryphonectria parasitica EP155
Lineage: Eukaryota; Fungi; Ascomycota; Sordariomycetes; Diaporthales; Cryphonectriaceae
Exons: 4
Coding region: 1-336 (111 amino acids)
Source: RefSeq, a predicted model, not a curated record
AUGUCGCUGCAGGGGAGGGUCUCAAAAGUGCACGAAAUUCUUAUGAGAUCAACGGGAUACACAUUAACGGUAACUACAGAGGCUCUCCAAAAAGAGAUGGUGCUACCUCGACCGCAAAGCCCUCUUGUGGAGUCUGAGCUGGACCGACUCCCGGAGCACGAAGUUCGGCGUCUGGCGGGCUUGUAUCUGUCGCAGAGCCAGCGAGGCAUCAAGCGAUCUGCGAAUGUUGAGGUCAAGGACGAGGGCCCCGAGGCUUCUCAGCCAGAGCGGCCGGUGAAGGCGAUCAAGACGAAAGAGGGCGAGAAGGUGCUGGUCGAUCUCACCGGAGAUGACUGA